AUGGGAAUCAUCACUGCGGAGAGUGCUCCGGCGCACGGCGCGCACCGUGCCGACUCCCUGGGUCAGCUAGACCAGGUGUCUGGUGUUCUGCCGAAGGGUCAAGAAACGAGUCGCGAAGCCGCGGACCGUUUCCUCCAGAGAUUCGGCACACGAAUGCUGGAUGCAGCCCAGCGCGUUGCGAGCAAUGCGUACGCCCCGUACACGGGGAUCAGAACUGGUUGCGCUGUCCUGACAGACAGUGGACAUGUCCAUGCAGGUUGCACGGUGGAAAACGUCGCGUAUCCCAGCUCGCUAUGCGCCAUUCACUGCGCUGUCUCGGCAGCAGUAUCUUCGGAGCUCGGGAGGCAGAGUCGCCUGGAAGGACACGUUGUUGCUUGUGUCGUCGUCGAAGUGGUCGACGAGGACGGGCAAGGGACGGGCGAUAACGCAAAGGAAGUCCAUGGUGAAAUGAGCACCGGCGCCGCUCUGGUGAAGCACCGAGCGCUGCAGCGCAUGACCAUCCCCGGCUGCUGUCGUCAGUGGCUGCGCGAAGUCCAGGCGCCCGGCACGGACGUCGAAAUUCUUUUUACGCGCUUUCGGGCCCCGAGUGUCCCCUCAGGCGAGGCUGUGCCCGUCGGCGAAGACGCGGAGAAGGCGAUUAAGCGACUAAAAGCAGCCUCCCUCGUGUCUGAGAACUGCCUGUCAACCCGAGUUGACUGCCUCAGCCAUGUGCUGCCGCACGUGCGCGGGCAAGUGCAUGCGUCCGGCCUGACUGGCAGCAGUCGGCCAAAUCUCGCGACUUUGAGUGACUCGAACUGGUUCCGCAUGAAGGCUGAGGUGACAAUGAAUGAUGACUCCCCAGUUCCUCCAUUUCUGCCCGGAAUGAUCCACAUGCUGACGAUGGCUCUUCGUCGCACCUACUGUCCGUACUCGGAGUUUCCCGUCGGAGCUGCAGUCCUCACGGACAAGGGUGUUUUUACUGGCAGCAACGUUGAAAACGAAGUGCUCGCUCUUGGGAUGUGCGCGGAGCAGACUGCCAUUGCGAAUGCCGUUGCGAGCGGCGCUAAGGAGAUCCUUGCAGUCGUGGUGGCCUGCCAGAACUUCGUCCAGUGCUUUGGAAGACCUUGCGGACAGUGCAGACAGGUGAUCGAAGAAGCUGACAAGAUGGCCGGCGGAACCACCAAUGUCACUGUGUAUGCCUGCCGCCGAAUUUUCCCUGAUCACAUGUGGUGGCUCUACGGACAUCAGGCAGAACAGGAAGAUAAUCUCAGAUAA
This is a messenger RNA of Neospora caninum, 1254 nucleotides long. RefSeq names its product putative cytidine deaminase. The transcript has 6 exons. The coding region runs from base 1 to 1254 and encodes 417 amino acids. Lineage: Eukaryota; Apicomplexa; Conoidasida; Eucoccidiorida; Sarcocystidae. Gene Ontology annotation, molecular function: zinc ion binding; cytidine deaminase activity. The record is from RefSeq and is a predicted model, not a curated record. Gene Ontology annotation, cellular component: cytosol.